Messenger RNA from Scomber japonicus (chub mackerel), 3762 nucleotides. Its product is annotated as nuclear factor 1 B-type-like. Bases 206 to 1903 code for a protein of 565 amino acids. Lineage: Eukaryota; Metazoa; Chordata; Actinopteri; Scombriformes; Scombridae. The record is from RefSeq and is a predicted model, not a curated record. Gene Ontology annotation, molecular function: RNA polymerase II cis-regulatory region sequence-specific DNA binding; DNA-binding transcription factor activity, RNA polymerase II-specific. Gene Ontology annotation, cellular component: nucleus. The transcript has 12 exons. Gene Ontology annotation, biological process: regulation of transcription by RNA polymerase II.
CCUAUAGCUUCUCCUGCUCUGCGGACAAGACAAUCUUUUGGAUCGGGACAAUUCAUGGAUGUUCUCGGAUAACCUUUUUUUUUCUCGUUUGACGCGGAUAGCUGCUCCACAGUCUCGCACGGUGCACAUCGGUCCAGGAAUGGCGCGAUAAAGUGAUCAGAGGAAUCAGUCCAAGUACAUUCACUUUCUGUGUUGCCGUCUCGUCAUGUAUUCUCCAAUUUGUCUUACUCAGGAUGAAUUUCAUCCCUUCAUCGAGGCACUUCUUCCUCACGUCCGUGCCAUUGCCUACACAUGGUUCAACCUCCAGGCCAGAAAACGCAAGUACUUCAAGAAGCACGAGAAGCGGAUGUCCAAGGAUGAGGAGCGCGCGGUGAAGGACGAGCUUCUGAGCGAGAAGCCUGAGGUUAAGCAGAAGUGGGCAUCCAGGCUGCUGGCCAAGCUCCGUAAGGACAUUCGGCAGGAGUACCGGGAGGACUUUGUCCUCAGUGUGACGGGCAAGAAGCACCCGUGCUGUGUGCUAUCCAACCCGGACCAGAAGGGCAAGAUUCGCCGGAUCGACUGUUUGCGGCAGGCCGACAAAGUUUGGCGUCUGGACCUGGUGAUGGUCAUCCUCUUCAAAGGCAUCCCUCUGGAAAGUACAGAUGGCGAGCGCCUUGUCAAGUCUCCACAUUGCACCAACCCAGCACUUUGUGUCCAGCCACACCACAUAACAGUAUCGGUCAAGGAGCUGGACUUGUUUCUAGCAUACUAUGUCCAGGACCAAGACUCGCAGCAGUCAGGAAGUCCCAGUAACAAUGAGCCAGGCAAGAACCCUCUUCCAGUCUACUUGGAAGACAGCUUCAUCAAAUCAGGAGUCUUCAGUGUUUCAGAACUGGUGCGAGUGUCCAGAAUGCCCAUCACCCACGGUGCAGCGGUAAACUUCUCCAUGGCAGACAUGCCCAGCCAACCCUACUAUCACGACCUGAACUCCAGCGUGGGGCUGCAUCGCUCCCUGUCCUCCCCUCCCGGCAGGUCAGCCAAAAGGCCCAAAACCGUCAGCAUGGACGAGAACAUGGACACCAGCCCGACUGGACCCGACUUCUACUCGUCACCCAGCUCACCAGCCAGCAGCAGGGCAAACUGGCACGAUAGAGACGGAGCAGACAUGUCCUCUCCUACCAUGAAGAAGCCAGAGAAGCCGCUGUUCAGCCCCACCUCCCCACAGGACUCCUCACCACGACUCAGCACUUUCCCUCAGCCUCAUCACCCAGGCCUAACAGGUGUAGGACACAGUGUUAUAUCGACGAGGAGCCCCCCUCCACACUCGCCCUUGCAGUUCUCAGCCUCGGCUAUCUUGCCCCCGGCGCCGUCACCCUACUUCUCGCACACCACCAUCCGCUACCCGCCCCACCUCAACCCUGCUGAUCCCCUCAAGAGCUACGUGCCGUCAUACGACCCGUCCAGCCCGCAGAGCAGCCAGCCCAACAGCAGUGGUCAAGUGGUAGGAAAGGUCCCGGGCCACUUCACCCCAGUCCUGGCUCCCUCCCCACACCACGGCGCUGUGCGACCCGUCUCGCUCUCCAUGCCCGACACUAAGCCCAUCACCACAUCUACAGAAGGCUACUCAGCCCCUGGCACCCCAACGGCUAAUCGCUUUGUAGGCCUGAGCCCCAGAGAUCCCGCCUUCCUCCACCAGCAACAGCUGAGGAAGUGUGACUGGAGCGUGACUCAAAACGGCAGGCAUUAUGGCCCCAGUGCCACUGACGACACUUUGGGGAUUACUUGGCAAAGUCCUGGUACCUGGGCGAGCUUAGUUCCAUUCCAAGUGUCGAACGGGACUCCGAUUCUGCCAACAAAUGUCCACCAGAACUACAGCAUAAACAUCAUUGGUGAGCCCCUGGUCCCCGCCGAGACAGGGAACUGAACCCAGAGAGGACCGGAUGGAUCCCCCCCCCCCCUCUUCUUCCCCGGGUGGACGGGUGGGUGGGGGUGUUGGUGGUGCAGAGCUAGCACUGCAGGUGUCCGCAGCCAUGGAUGAAACCAGCAAAGCAGCACGAGCUGCACAAUCUCCACUCGCCCCCACCCCACCCUUCCCCGCUCGACCCUCGAUUUCGUUCCCUUCCACGACCCUCCCCGCUCCCGUCCCUCCCCACGAUGGACACUGGCCGUGAAGAUGAGGGUUGGCUCAGAGGAAUGGAAAAAAAGAAAAAAAAAAAGCUUCAGGUCUGCUGUGUCCUCGCCCAGCCCAGCCCACACACCCACCACCCACCAGUCAGUUGUUGUGUUUGCAGAACUUCUCGAUCCAUUACUGUGAUGUAUAGAUGCCUUAAUGUUUUAUUGCAUGACACUCUAGUCUCUUAGCGGCAAUUCCUACUAUUUUUCCAUACCCGGGGAAGAUGUAAAAUCUCGAUUUACACACACACACACACACACACACACACACACACACUAGUGAAGAGGUCUGCGUAUCAACAACCUCUGCCUGGUGGAUGGCUCCGAGACUCUAAAGCUCUCCGACCUCUUGAAAAGAGGCUUCCCCACGUCAAACGAUUCACUGUGUACACCAUAGGAACAAAAAUUGUGAAUUCAGAGUGUUUCUUCUUCCGUUUGAUUUCAGUUUACUGUGAUAUGACUCUUUGUUCAGAAAAAAUGUGUUGACUUUGUUUAUUCUUUACUGCUUACUUACUUCAAGAAUUAAUGUAAACACUUACGGUAAGGGUUGAGAACUCUUGAUGCGGUUUUCAAAAAACACUAAACGUUAGACUUGAGAUUGGACCCCUCAUUAAAGAAUUUGCAACUCCUUUACAAAAGGAUUUAAAAAAAGAGACGGAGAAUAAGAAAAUCUCGAUAGAGGCAAGUGCAAUUGAAUUUUUGAAGGGAAGCUAUCAGUCUGUCAGCCCUAAGACUCUAAAGGAAGGGGGAUAAAUAUUAAAUGGUUUUAUGGGUAAAAAAUGUUCAAGGAAACAUUUGAAUUUGAUUUCAGUCACAUAUCCGUCUCCUCACAUGAGAAAAACAUCAAGCGUGAAAGGCAGUUGAAGAAAAGCACUAAGCUACCUGUGCAGCGCUGAGCAAAACCAGCACUUCUUUUGAGCCCUUCCCACCUAUAUGGGGAGAUUUUUUUUUAAUUUAUUUUGGGGGGAAAAAAAAUAAGCGAACAUAAGUAAAGAAACAAGACGCACAUAGUGUGUAAAAAUGGCAUUUCAGUUGAAAAUGUUCACGAUAAGAUCAAGAGCAUAUGCAUUUGGCCAUCAGCUUCUAAAGCUUGUGUUUACAAGAAAAAAAAAAGGAAUGCAAAGUGUUAAUUCAUGGAAAUGUACAAUUCAUGCAAAUGUACAGUCGGCUUAUGUGUAAAGCUACAGUUUGUGCAAGGUUAACUCUGCAGUGGAAGAGUUUGAAAACUGAAAUUAUGAAUCCAGGUGGUGGCAAUCCCUGAAAUCUCGAAUUGUGCACGGCAUGUUCACAGCCAUUGCCUCUCCAGUCCAGACAUAUUUAUACAAGAAAAAUCUCUCCAAUACUCUUAAUUUGCACGAUGACAUAUAGUCCACAUUACGUGCCUUGCCUUUGAAUAUAGAGACAUCACUACACUUGUUUUUGCUGCAUUUAUCAUUAUAGGAAAAAAAUAACAUUUUUAUGAUAAUAAUUGUUUUGUACUCUGAAUGAAAUUGUUGAUUUUUAACUUCAUGUACUACUCUAUCUCACAGUUACAUUGCAUAUCAAGGCUGUGUAUAGUUGCCGUUUUAAAGUUUGUAAUCAACCAGCGUUUUUUUUUUUUCUUUCUUUCUU